Molecule: messenger RNA, 1942 nt
Organism: Peromyscus leucopus (white-footed mouse)
Lineage: Eukaryota; Metazoa; Chordata; Mammalia; Rodentia; Cricetidae
Product: histone H2A type 4
Exons: 1
Coding region: 16-408 (130 amino acids)
Cellular component (GO): nucleosome
Molecular function (GO): protein heterodimerization activity; structural constituent of chromatin; DNA binding
Source: RefSeq, a predicted model, not a curated record
GGCUUUUGGAAGACGAUGUCUGGACGUGCAAAGCAGGGCGGGAAGGCUCGCGCCAAGGCGAAGUCCCGUUCUUUCAGGGCCGGCCUGCAGUUCCCCGUGGGUCGUGUCCAUAGGCUCCUUCGCCAAGGGAACUAUGCCGAGCGCAUCGGGGCUGGCACACCAGUGUACCUGGCGGCCGUGCUGGAGUACCUGACGGCCGAGAUCCUGGAGCUGGCUGGCAACGCGGCCCGCGACAACAAGAAGACGCGCAUCAUCCCGCGCCACCUGCAGCUGGCCAUCCGCAACGACGAGGAGCUCAACAAGCUGCUGGGCCGCGUCACCAUCGCGCAGGGCGGCGUCCUGCCCAACAUCCAGGCGGUGCUGCUGCCCAAGAAGACCGAGAGCCACCACAAGGCCCAGAGCAAGUGACUCCCAGAACAAGGGACUGUGCUCAAUAGUUUGAAACAAACGGCUCUUUUCAGAGCCACCUUCAUUUUCUGAAAAGGCUGUACACGAGUGAUGUUUUCCUCUUGAACAGGUAUAAUCCUGGGCAGUCAAAAUUUCAGAUUUUUACAUUACGGAAAACAACUCGACAUGUAAUUUGAACCAGUGGUUAUGUUUUAUUAACUCAUGACAGUGUGUAGGACCUUCCUUGGGAAAGUUACAGGACCUGUGGAUAUAAUAAUAUUGCAGUGAGUUAUGGAGUAAAACAGCCACUGAAUUAGAAGCAGGCCACUAAUUCAGCACCCUCCUACCUAAAAGUAGUUGAGAAUGACCAGGUUCUACAACUUUACAAAAGCGUCUUAGAAAACUGCCAUUACGGAUAAAAAGUCAUCACAAAGUGAGCUAGAAUGUUGGUCAAAGAAGUGAGACAUUUGGAAUGCUGUGAAUUAGCCCUCUCAGUUUUAACGUCAGGAGACACAGCCUAUCAAAGUAUUUGCACGUGUGCUAUGUCACUAUGAACAUUGAGUAGCUAGAGGCCAGGUGUGGGGUUCGAUCCCUUACUGGAGCGACUGGCCAUUGGGGGCCGCCAUGAAAGUACUAGAAACCAAACUCAGAUCCUCUACAAGAGCAGCAAAUGCUUUUCACAGCUGUGUCACCUGUCCAGCCCAAUUGUCAUAAUUUUUUUAAAUCCAGGAAUGGGCAUUUUUAAACUUUUGACUGGGAAAUAGAGCCAUCUGGUUUGUUCAUUUUGUAAAACGAAAGAAACUGGGAUACACAGUAAGGCUUGUCACAUCCUCAUCCGCUGACCUGUUCAGUGUGUAGAGGUUCUAUGUGGCGUCUCAUUUCCUUGUAAGUGCUCUCGUAUACCUCUGUCCACCAGGGAAGGAUGGGGACUGAACUGUGGUGUCAGGAAGCCUCCCACAUCCCAGAGAGAUAGCUUGACCCUCCUCCUCAGUUCUUAUCUGGUCACGUACCCAGACAAGACUAUGCCAUAGGUCUAGUCACCCCAAUACCAUUGGCUGAAUAGAUCGACACCUCCCACCUCUGUGGGCAUCCACACUCCUGUGUGAUAGAGUGCCUCAGCAGCUAAACAAGAUUCCUGUGAGAUUACAGAUGACCUUGAUCAGUCAUUAUUGGUCAUCCCAGAAGGAAAAUUUGCAGAUAGCUUGUCUCCCAAAAUAAUCUGUCUUGCUUGAAGCAUACAAUUCAAGAAAAGAGAGAGUAUGAAAUUGCACAUAGUCCCCUAUGGCUGCAACAAUUUCCUCAUUUGCAAACCCCUCAUCUCACCCCUAUAAAGGAUUGGAGCCACGUUUCUCCCCCUGGCAGACCCCUCAGUUUCCUCCCGAGAGAGGCUGCCCCUCACUGUGCGUGCUAACAAACACCGACUUGUUUGCUGAAGGUCAGACCCUAGUCUCUGUUCUCUGUAUCUUUAUGCUGCCUCAGAAAUGUUACAAUGUGGGCUCACACAAAUCAAAAAUGAUAAACAUAAAUCUAAAAAGUUUAACUCUUUUAUUCUAAA